AUGUUGUGCACAUGUGCUUGUAAAAUGGUGACCAAAGUAAUUUGCUGCACAGAAGAAGGGACGUGUUUUAAAACCAAAAUGCAGUGACAAUAAUACUGAGACACGUGAACACCUCUUUUAAAGUUGUUUACUGUUUUGGUUAUUUUGUGCACACUGAUAUAAUCACACUGUGAUGCGUCCUUCUAAAAUGGCGGUUACCAGCGAAAUUGAAAUUUGAAAUGCCUCUCAUAUCGACUUUUGGAGUUGGAUUACAGAUUGACCUCGAGUGUUUUGUCGUUUAUUCCACCGGUCAGCCUUCCUUCACGACUGUGUAAAUGUGAUGAACGUCUGAAAACAAAUCGCUUUCUCGUUGCGGAAUUGGAAAUGAUCGAAAUACGACAUAGCUCCGCGCCUUUUCUCCUCCAUUGUGCUAUAUCCGACUCUGACAUCAUUAUUGCAGGCCGACGGGGAGGAUCGUUGCGCACCGCCCUUUAAGACGGGUCCGAGGCUCGGUCGUUGAAGAAAAAAAAAGUCGUGGCCGCGGUGCUGGUUCCGAGACGCAGGGGGGAAAACGUCUGAGUCCGACCCACGGUCCCAUCCAGCUGGCACGGAGGCGAAAAACAAAUCGUGAGUGUUUUUCGCGAGAGCCGACACGCCCGGGCAAAGAGGAAGGAAGGGUGGGGGAGGAGGACCGCGAGGACGGGGGAGGACCGACCGGACUCGAGGCCGCGAGAGACGGAAGUGAGAGAGGGGGGUUGCUCCGAAGAGGAAGCCCUAUCCCUUUAAAAAGCGAGUGGGACAUAGCGGUGCGAGGAAAGGAGAGGAGGGGGAGAAGAACGAGGAAUUAAAAAAGAAAAAGAAGAAAGACACAGGGAGGGCGGAGGGAGAGCGGGCGAUAAAAAAAGAAAGAUGACAUCCUCGCGGCUGAGCGGCCGAGGUGGGGCGACGGGCCGCGGCCCGGUGAGAGCGCCACUCGCCCGGGCCACGGCUUGACUCCAACAACGAGGCUUCGGCAAACAUCCGAGUGGCCUAACGGACGGGCUCGGAAAACAGAUUGAUUCAUUAAAACAAAGCAUGAUUUGACGGCUGACAGAUACGUGUUUUAUAACCCUUAAUCGCUCUCCCGUGUUACAAAAAAAUAUAUCUCUAUACUUUUACUUCACGUGUGUGUACAUUAGUGUAAAAUUCCGACGUGAGGUUAUGGAGGCAGUCGAAUUGGUAUGAUUCUUUUUUUUUUAACCGUGGCCUGGUUGUCGUUGAAUUAAUCCAAGUAAAAGAUUCGAGUAAGAAGCGAGAGGGUAUCUUGGUGCUUCCCGGCCUGCGUGCGUUCACCGCUGCGCCCAUUUGGUUUCUCUGCAUCAUGCCGCCCCCGUGACAUCAUCACUUUCUUUCUUUCUUCGUUUUUUUUGUUUGUUUGUUUAAACCCACCUAUUUUCCUUUUUCAACGUUUGAGGUGACGGCUCAAGUAUUUUUUUUUACCCCCGGAGCCGACCCAAACCAUGCGAAAGCUGCCCUCUUUGAUCUCAACCAGGAGCUGAUUUUAUAAUCUCCAUCUCAGUGACACAAAAUGGAUGCUGCGUGGAGCAAUUUCCUCUUCCAGGUAGGCUUGAAUGCUCCCACCCAAAACCAAGUGGAGGGGAGCCUCCAAUCGGAGCUCAUGUCAGUCCAUACAAGCUCCCCCCAAACCCCACCCACUGAGCACAUAGCUCAGCCUCCCUCCACGGUGGACACCACAGCUCUCAAAGAGGAGCCCAUGCCCAUCGAGGUCCAUGGAGCUGAUCCACACCCUGCUGCUACUUCACUAGUGAAGCCCAUGUCUCGGCCAGCCCGCGUGCCGCACAUCUGUGCCAUUUGCAACAAGCAGUUCAAGAACAACUACAACCUUCGGCGGCACCAGUCGGUCCACACAGGGCGGCCCGCCAAUCAAAAUCCCACGCCGGUGAGAAAGAACCACGCAUGCGAGACGUGCGGGAAAGCCUUCCGCGACGUUUACCACCUCAACCGCCACCGCCUGUCCCACUCGGACGAGAAGCCCUUCUCCUGUCCCAUCUGCCAGCAGCGCUUCAAGAGGAAGGACCGGAUGAGUCACCAUGUGCGCUCCCACCAGGGCGGUGUGGAGAAGCCUUACAUCUGCCCCCACUGCAGCAAGGCCUUCUCAAGGCCCGACCAUCUCAACAGUCACGUGCGACAGGUGCACUCCUCAGAGCGGCCCUUCAAAUGCCCGACAUGCGAGUCCAGCUUUGCCACGAAGGACCGUUUGCGUGCGCACAUGAUUCGCCACGAGGAAAAGGUCCCAUGCCACAUCUGUGGCAAGCUCCUGUCGGCCGCCUACAUCACAGAUCACAUGAGGGUGCACAACCAGUCACAGCACCACGUUUGCCAUCUGUGCAACCGCAGCUUCACCACACUGACCUACCUUCGCGUCCACGCCCAGAAGCACCACGGCCAGGAAUGGAAGGACAGCCCAGGAGGCUUUGGUGGCACGGCGUCCGGCGGCGUGCUCGUCUGCCAUCUCUGCGGCGUCCACUGCAAGACGCCCACCCAGCUCCAGGGCCACAUGGGCACCCACAGCGGCAGCCAGGGCGCCCAGAGCACCGCCACCUCCAACGUGGCCGCCACAAGCUCCAUUUCCCUCAGCAACAUGGUGACGGCGCCCACCGUGUAUGUCACAGGCGGCACGGUGGUGGACCUCCUGGUCACGGACUGCUCGAGCAUUGCGGCGCCGCAGUCGCAGAGUUAGCGAUAGCCAGGUCAGCAGCAGCAGCAGCAACAACAGCAAUAACCUCAGUCCUUGAAAUCAAAAGAGGGCAAGGUAAGAGAAGAAGACGCGUCGAUGCUAAUCAGUUUACAGUUGCUGAUCAAAGUCGGAGGGUCACAACCACGUUACAUUUCGACACAUUUGCAUUUCAACAAGCUUGGAUACGUCAUCGUCAUAAUCUGAAACUGUGGCCGGUCGUGCAUUUUGGUAGCUGGGCCUUCCGAUUUCGAUUUACAUGGUAACACACGGAGGCUAAAAUGUGAUUGGGCAAAAAAAACAAAAGCAAUCGAACAUCCACACACUACCUGGAAGCAAUGCAGCCCAGGUCAACACUAAAAAUGAAGAGAAGAGACUUGAGAAGAAAUGCACACUAUUUCAUGGAGAGAAUGCUGAUGUUGUUAACGUAGGUCAGUGCUUUUGUUGCAUUUAAGACGGCAGAGAAGGCCUUGCUGCCCCACCACCGAUCCAGGAUGCUCGUAUCCAACUCAACUGAUGACAACUGUGCUCUUCUGGGUGUUUGUUGUAAUUAGAAGUCUCUCUCUCUCUCUGUGUUUUACUCACACCAGCGCUGAUCUUAACCUAUUUUUUUGUUUUGCAGCUCACUGACUAAAAAUAUUUAGUGCUUGUGUUAAGAAUGAGAAAUUGCGCUCUGAAAAAUACAAUAUCUAAAUGACAAGGGAAGUUGAUUCGGUGUGGACGAGGCAGGGCGUCUUUAGCAUGUUAGCUUGUUUGUUCACUGACUUUUAAUACGAGUUUUUUUAUACAAAGUGGUUACCUUUAGGAAUUAGCGGUUUCUAGAUCAGGAUGUGGAUAUGGCAUGGUAGCAAGUACUUCUUGAUAAAAGGUACAAAAGGUCGCCACGGAGGUUCAAGCACCUUGAAGGCCCUUUCACACUGCACUUGGCACCACAAAGAACGCAGUUGGCGAGCCCGUUCAUUGUGUAAGUGCUGCUUUUUGGAGACUGGCGACCACGAGUAGAUUUUUUUUUUCUUUUCCAUUGACCGUGCACUCUGACAACAUUGGUUGAUUUCAGAAUGCAAAUAGCAAGAAAUUUUGAUGCGGUUGUACAGUGGAAAGGAAAGAGAAAGCGGUGUCCCGGUGGCUCUGAGACACAAGGCAGAUGAGGCGCUGAAAAAGAAACCGCUCCCUGUGCCGCUUGACGUAAACCUCGAGACGUUCUUCAUUGAGCUGUAGCUCACAGGUGAGCCUAAACUCCCCCAGAUCCUGGACCCGUAUCCAUCUUUUAGCUGCUAUUUGUCACUCCUCUGUCUCCUCCUUUUAUGUAAAGCCUACUGAACAUCCAAACGAGUGGCUAAAGGCACCGGGCUACUUCUGUGUCGUGGGCCAAUGAAGUGCAGUGUGUAAGUGCCUUAUUGCUGUCCAGUGGAACUUCCAAAGGUUAAUCCCCCCCCCCUGAAGUGGGACCAUUUGUGAAAAGUCGACCGACAUCCAAGUCAAACAAAACUUAUCGUGACGUGUGUGACUGUCAAUAAAUGGUGUCUCAAUGUUGGGAAUAUUGACAGUCUUGAAAUGUAUUUCUCACCGGGAAACAUGUUUUGAAACAAGAACAACUUGGAAGUCAACUAACAUUGGAGGUUCCACUGUCAUUGUUUGGUUUGUCGAGAUGAAAAUAGGCUUGGAAUGAGUUUUCUUGCGCUAAAGUUUUCUUCUCUAGAUCGCGCCGGGCGACACUUCUGAUUUUAACACUGCGACUCUUGCACCCAGACGAUUUAAACAAUAAAACAACUUUUGCAUGAAAGCAAUCCCAACUCGGUUUAUCAGCACAAAAUGAACUUUGGGGUUGUUUCUCUAAGAUUUUAAAUAAUAAUACCAGAUGUUUUUUUUUUUUUUACUUUUUUGAAAAAAAUGAUUUUGUUGGCCAUUUGUUUGAUUGUAACCGUUAUUUCCAUAGUUUUUUUUUUCCCCAUUUGUUUUGUCUACCUGCCUCUCCAAUGAGUAAACGUAAGACAUUAGAUUUAGUGUGUAUAGCACCUAACAUAUUUAUCUUCAUCAAGUGACAUGGCUCUCACUGGUUGCAUCUGUUUUUAAUGUGCUAUAAAAAGGACUUGAAAUGAGUGCCACAGCAAGUUGACAAACUUUUUCAGUUUUGAGAGAAUAUUUCCUUGACCUUUUAAAGUGACGUUACUUUACUGUAGUGUUUAAAACGUGUUCUUCCUUCCUCCCUGGUGAGAAAACUUGUUAUUCACUAGACAAUAAUAUUACUUUACUUCCAUUUACACUAAGAGAGAAAAAAAAAUACCUCUUGAAAUCUGUGCGGCUCUUGUGAUAAAUCUGAAUGCCUUAUCGUACUCGACUGCAUUUGAAUUAUUUUAUGAUGAUCAGAUCUUAGUCAUGGGAUUCAUUGAGAAUAUUAAUGGGAUGUAUUUAUAUUUAUAUUUUUAUAUUUCUCAACAGUAUGCAUGUCCAAAAGGUUCAUGCGAAAAACAAACAAAAAUGCUGAUUACCGUUAUAAACAUUAGGCCAUUUUGUAGCUGAGCUAGAGAUCAUGUUAUUUUGUAAUUUGGACAAUUUCAAGUAAAAUGGGUAAACAUG
This is a messenger RNA of Hippocampus zosterae (dwarf seahorse), 5290 nucleotides long. RefSeq names its product MYC-associated zinc finger protein b (purine-binding transcription factor) (gene mazb). Gene Ontology annotation, molecular function: RNA polymerase II cis-regulatory region sequence-specific DNA binding; DNA-binding transcription activator activity, RNA polymerase II-specific. The record is from RefSeq and is a predicted model, not a curated record. Bases 1547 to 2719 code for a protein of 390 amino acids. Gene Ontology annotation, cellular component: nucleus. Lineage: Eukaryota; Metazoa; Chordata; Actinopteri; Syngnathiformes; Syngnathidae. Gene Ontology annotation, biological process: regulation of transcription by RNA polymerase II. The transcript is spliced from 7 exons.